GGAGGGCAGUGGGCGGGGCGGAGGUGAGGUUGGCGCAGGAGGGAAAGGGUUUGUGCGCGGGAGACAAACGGAGGGCGGGAAAGACUGCGCGGUGAAGCUGACACACCGAGAGGCGAGGGGGAAAUCACCGGGAGAGCACACCGGAGGAGCAGUCACCUGGUAACCUCCAGUUUAUAUAGGAAACACAUAAGAACAUCACCAGAAUCAUGGCGAAAGUCCAGAUAUUGAACAUGGUGGUCCUCGAUAACCCGUGCCCCUUCCGUAAUCCUUUCCAGUUUGAGGUCACUUUUGAAUGCAUAGAGGAUCUACCCGAUGAUCUGGAGUGGAAAAUAAUAUAUGUGGGUUCAGCAGAAAGUGAAGAAUAUGACCAGGUUCUGGACUCGGUGUUGGUUGGCCCUGUCCCUGCUGGGCGUCACAUGUUUGUUUUUCAGGCGGAUGCUCCAAAUUCGAGCCUUAUUCCAGAGUCUGAUGCUGUGGGAGUUACGGUCGUCCUGAUCACUUGCACCUACAGAGGACAGGAGUUCAUCCGAGUCGGCUAUUACGUCAACAACGAGUAUUCUGACCCCGAACUGAGGGAAAAUCCUCCUCUGAAGCCAGACUUCUGCCAGCUCCAGAGGAACAUCCUAGCAUCAAAUCCACGCGUGACACGCUUCCACAUCAACUGGGAAAGUGUUAACGAAUCAAAGAUGGAAGACAUCGAGAACGUGGACCCUGCUUCUCACGCCAUGCUUCCCCCAUCCUGCGCCCCCACCAAAGGCCUGUCUGGAGCACUUAACACAAUCCCAGAAAACUCUAUGGACUGCAUCUGAAGGCAGCAGCGCUGGGGCACAUGUGAGCCUUCCAAAAGGGAACCUGUGUACCGCCCACAUUGUCCGAAAACCUAAAGAACGUACAGCAGCAACAUCUCACCUCAGGCUCGGGUCUGUCUGACCAUAGCCAUUCUUAUUGGGUAUGAUGUCCUCAGACACUGCCUUGUCCCAUGACGGUGGUCAUGUCAUCUGUAUAUACUUUUUUUAGUCUCACACUGCCUCCUUUUUAGGCGAAUAAUUUGGCUUCUGCCUUUCUCAGAUAUCGGUGACUUGGCACUGCCAUCCUAUUAACUAUACGUCAUCCUUGGCAGCGAAGAUAACACUUGGUGGAAUAGAUCAGCUCUUGUGCGAGUCUUUCCUGACUACGGUCCUUUGUUACUGCCGUUUAUAGGUUCCCUUCACUCACCUGAGUCGCUGCCAUUUA
Hyla sarda is the source of this 1233-nucleotide messenger RNA. It is a transcript of the gene ASF1B, whose product is annotated as anti-silencing function 1B histone chaperone. The record is from RefSeq and is a predicted model, not a curated record. Gene Ontology annotation, molecular function: histone binding. The transcript has 5 exons. The coding region runs from base 207 to 809 and encodes 200 amino acids. Gene Ontology annotation, biological process: DNA replication-dependent chromatin assembly. Gene Ontology annotation, cellular component: nucleus. Lineage: Eukaryota; Metazoa; Chordata; Amphibia; Anura; Hylidae.